This is a messenger RNA of Haemorhous mexicanus (house finch), 3567 nucleotides long. It is a transcript of the gene DGCR6, whose product is annotated as DiGeorge syndrome critical region gene 6. Bases 16 to 723 code for a protein of 235 amino acids. The record is from RefSeq and is a predicted model, not a curated record. The transcript is spliced from 5 exons. Lineage: Eukaryota; Metazoa; Chordata; Aves; Passeriformes; Fringillidae.
UGGGCGGCCCUGCGCAUGCGCAAAUUGCGGCAGGAGGGAGACUAUGCGCGGCUCUGCGCAGGCGCAGAUCGCGAGAGGGCGGAGAGGCUGAGGCUGAGGGCGCGGGCCAUGGCCGUGGCGCGGUCCGGUGGAUUCGAGGCGGCCGAGCAGCAGCAGCAGGAGGUGUUGUCUCGGCAGCAGGAGCGGCACUACCGGCUGCUGGCUGAGUUGCAGGCGCUUGUCAAGGCGCUACCCAGUGCCUGCCAGCAGCGUCUCUCGUACACGACGUUGUCCGAGCUGGCGCUGGCGCUGCUGGACGGGACCGUGUUCGAGAUCGUGCAGGGGCUGCUGGAGAUCCAGCACCUCACCGAGAAGAACCUGUACAGCCAGCGGCGGCAGCUGCACAGCGAGCACCGCGGGCUGAAGCAGGAGCUGUUCCAUCGGCACAAGGAGGCCCAGCAGUGCUGCAGACCCCACAACUUGCCACUACUCCGUGCAGCCCAGCAGCGCGAGAUGGAGGCUAUGGAGCAACAGAUCCGAGAGGAACAGCGAAUGAUGGAUGAGAAGAUAGUCUUGGAAUUGGACCAAAAAGUAAUCGACCAGCAGAGCACCCUGGAGAAGGCUGGGGUGUCUGGCUUCUACAUCACCACCAACCCCCAGGAGCUGACUCUACAGAUGAAUUUGCUGGAGCUGAUUCGGAAGCUGCAGCAGAAGGAAGCUGAGGCUGAGAAGGCUUUUUCCUGAAAGAGCAAAUCUGCGGUUCACCUCCCAGAGUUUUUCCUCUGACUUCCCUCUGAAACAAGAGACUGUCCAUGCAUUUGCUUUGUAUUGUGUCAGGAAGAGGCUACAAGAGUAGAAGAAAUUGCUAAGACACUUAGAUUAGAGCUGGGGCAGGCAAAGCCCAGCAGAGGGGAUGGUUUGGAGCCUAGGGAUGGCUCUCAGAUCCCUCAGGAUCUCAGGAUCCUCAGAGCACUGUCAGCUGCAUCUGGCUCAGCUGGGAGCUGAUGGAGCAUGGUCACCUGCCAGGAAUGUCUUGCAGUGAUGCUGAGGCCAUCAUUGAGCCGAGGCUGGGCUGAGCACUGAGCACACAGAGCCCCGCUGUGUGAGGGUGACCCUGUGUUUAGAUGAUAUAACUGGGGGCUCAGUGGGGUGGGGAACAAUUCCAAGGAUGCUUCUGUGUGUUAAGGCAGAAACAACCUCUUAGACAGGCAGACCCUUCCCAGAGUCUCCAGCAGGCUGGUACCAGCAUUAUCUGUAUUCGUUUAUCUUUAUGCUGGCCAGCAUCAUCUGUAUUAAAGGAGGAUUUCAGGCCUCAGCCCAGACUUACUGGACUGGUGUUUGCAGUGUUCCCAUUGACUCAGAAAGCAGAGCUUUUGCUUUUGUUCUUUCAAACCAGUUUCCAAAUGAAGAGAAAUAAUCCACUUUCCUUUUGGAGCUGCAGCAUUCUGAAUGCCAGUGGUUGUGUUUGUCCUGUCCUCAGUUGAUGAGUGUGGGGCUUGUGGUGCGUUAGAUGGAAGCUGGGGAGAAACCAGGAGUAUUUCUGAGAUCUUUCAGGGUGUUGGAAGAGCUUGUGGGUGGCCUUAUGGUGGGGAAAGCUGGUGCUGGAGGAGACAAACACAAGAUCAGAGCUACAAGGACCAAGGAGGCUUUUGGAAAUUCAGGGCUGAGGCCCCCUCCCAUUUCCAUCGUGUGUGGGUGUUCCCUCCCCAUGGGGAUUAUGCUGCUGUGAUUCAGCAGCUGGAGACAAGACCUACUGCUUAUGUGGAGUCUUCACCUCCUGGAAGAAGGUCCCCAUCUGGAAAGCAGGCUGCUAUGGGACCUGCACCACUGCAAAGUCCUCAUAGAGCUCUUGAAACUGUGUUGCCACUGGACCAUCAGGUGGGAGCUCUGUGCUACAUUGCUGAGCAGUGGUGAGGGGCAAGGUGGGCAACAUUCCCCUCUGGAGACACCUUCAUCCUCCUGGGAGGACACAGGGUAGCCACUGGUGCAGACUGGGUGAAGUCAGCAUCUGUGGUCAGGUUUGUGACCAGAGCAAUUGGCAAGGAAAUUGCUUCCCAAGGUGAGGCUAGGGAAGGCAGGGGUGAACAGUGGGUUCUAUGGCAGGAAAGGAUACCCAGGUGCUGGGGGUGUCACAUUGCCUCCCAGAAGCUUCCCUUUCCUCUACACAAGCUCUCUGGAAUGGCUGGAGCAGCAGCAGAGCGAGGGUGUGGCUGGAGGAGCUGGGAUCAAGGUUACUACUUGUGGGUUCAACCCUACUGCACUGCCCUGUGGGGUGAGGGAUGGAGUCCACCUCUGUGUAGAGCCCCUGGGACCCAGGACUGCUGCUGUCUACAAGGAGAGCCAGUACCAGGGGCUGUUCUGGUACUGCCAUGGCAACAGCAGCUCUCGAGCUUCCUGCUUCUGCCAUCUGUUUGCAGAUGGCUCUGCCAGGCAGCUGAUUGCAUCCAAGCUGAAAUUUUCCAUACCUCUACUCAGGUUGGGUUUCAGAAAGGCCAGGUUGGAGAGCUGCAGGGGGUUAGACAUGGGUAGCUGGUGGGAAAGAUUAUCCUAAGGGAGCAAAGCCCCUGGGAUGUGAUCAGCAAGAUUUCAGCAGAGGAACUUGCUCAGCCCCUGAAGCUGGACAGUACAACAUGGAAGAUACUGUUACUUUUUCAAGCAAGUGUCAUUGUGUCACCAGAGGGUGACACCAUCCCACAGCAUUGCUGUGCCCCAGCCACUGCAGUUGCAGUACUGCCAGUAACACAGGGCAGACCUGGUGAGAGCAACCCAAGGCGGCUGGAAGUUCUGCCACGCUUUGGCUGGCUCAGCUUGAUUCAGUUACCUGUGCAGCUCCCAAACUCUCAGCUGGUGUUCCAGGAACAUGUGUUUGGCUUCAGGCAUCCACAGAGCUGGACCAAAAGCCCAGAGCUCCAUGUAUGCCAGAAAUGACAUGGAGAAGGGAUGCAACCCAUGUAGAGGGUGAUCUUGUCCCCCAGUGAGUUGCAGCUGGACCAGUUGCUGAAGACUGAAGGGGGCCUGAUCUUGACAGGCCACACCUGUAACCAGCAAGAACUAGUGAUAUAUAAGAGUAAGGAAAGAGGAGUGAGGGGAGUCAGAUUACUACUGCAAGGACCUGGAAUAGUCAGUGCGUAGAGGAGCUGCCUGUGAGGAACAUCAAGAAGGUAUGAAGCUCUGACAAUGUGAAAUCCUUGUGCUAUGAUGAUGCUAGAACUUGUGGUAUCUAAGACAACAAAUGGUGACCCUGAUGUGAUUUGGGACUAAACUAUAUUGCCCCGUGGAUUUGGGAGAACUGGACUUGACCAAAUAACCCUGUGGAUUCGGGGGAAACCAGAUCUGACUAUAUAACCCUGUGGAUUCGGGAAACUGGACUUGAACACUAAACUAUUGGCAAAAUAUAAUAAUUACAGGUAUUGGUGUUUGCUAAAUAUGAGUGUAAAAGACCUUGAAGAUAAGUGCUUUUGUAAACUGGGAAAAGCUGUAGAACUGAACUAAUAUUUAGAAAUAUAUAUCUGUGCUGUAACAUGCUGAUUUGAACACUUGUAUAACUCUUAAUUCUAAAUGAAAUAUACAAAUAUGUCAUAACGUUAA